AUGGUCCGACACAAGAAAGAUGGAUUCUCAUCCAGAGGCAAGAAAUACAGCAAUGCCCCAAGAGCAAGAGGCCCUCGAAACGAUGGUGAAGACGGCGAACACCCCGCAUCGCGCCCCGCCUUCAAAGCCGCAUGCUGGGAUUUGGGACACUGCGACCCCAAGAGAUGUUCGGGGAAGAAACUCAUGAAGAUUGGUCUCAUGCGCGAGCUUCAUAUAGGCCAAAAACACUCUGGAGUCAUCAUUAGCCCGAAUGCGAAACAAACCAUCUCGCCCGCCGACCGAGAGAUUUUCGAGCAGUACGGCGCAGCAGUGGUGGAAUGCUCAUGGGCUAGAGUGAAGGAGGUGCCAUGGCCAAAGAUCGGAGGGAAAUGCGAGCGACUGCUCCCGUACCUGGUAGCUGCGAAUAGUGUAAAUUAUGGAAAACCUUGGAGGUUGAACUGCGUGGAGGCGCUGGGUGCGGCAUUCUACAUAUGUGGACAUCCCGAGUGGGCUGAGGAGGUUCUGUCACAUUUCUCAUACGGGCAGUCAUUUCUAGACAUCAACUCGUCAAUAUUGAAGCGGUACGCGGCUUGUAAGGAUGAAGCAGAAAUCAAGAAGACAGAGGAGGCGUGGAUGGCUAGGUUGGAGAAGGAAUAUGCGGAUAGUAGGGCAGACGGAGAAGAUGGGCCGGAGACAGAUAUAUGGAAAGGAGGAAACACGAAUCAUCGAGCGCCAGUCAGUUCCGAUGAAGAAGAUGAGGAUGAAGACGGAGACGGAGAAAGUGACGAAGAGAUUGAUGGCAUAUAUUUGGGCAAGAGGCCACCAAAGAAUCUGGAAGAAGCAGCAGAGGAAGACAAAGACCCUUUUGAGAUAUCGGAGGAUGACGACGAAGAAGAGAUGGCAGAGCUUAGACGAAGAGUGCUGGCAUCGAAACCGUUUUCAAAUCCAACAGACACUGGGCAAAAGUCAGCACCGGAAAAGAUAUCUCGCCCGGUGCCAUUGAAGGAAGACUCGGAUGUGGAAGCCGACUCGGACAAUGGCGACGAUGACGAGUUUGACAACAUUAUCGAUGCCACUCCCGUCACAGACAGAAUUGGGAUCCAAGCCAAGCAGAAAGCGAAGACAUCGGAACCUCUUGCUAGUGCAGUCUUCUCGAGGACAGUCGUGGGUGCCCCAAAGAAGUGGUAG
Lachnellula hyalina is the source of this 1167-nucleotide messenger RNA. RefSeq names its product Ribosome biogenesis protein (gene TSR3). Bases 1 to 1167 code for a protein of 388 amino acids. Gene Ontology annotation, molecular function: rRNA small subunit aminocarboxypropyltransferase activity. Gene Ontology annotation, biological process: maturation of SSU-rRNA. Lineage: Eukaryota; Fungi; Ascomycota; Leotiomycetes; Helotiales; Lachnaceae. The record is from RefSeq and is a predicted model, not a curated record. The transcript has a single exon.